UGUUGCCCUGCAUCUAAUAUCGGUAGCCAUACGGCAAGAAGCGACAACGUUCCUCAACGUUACCCACCAUGUGAGUAGGGAGCCAUUGAGCUCAAUCUGCCUUUCCCUCCGCCGACCUCGCGGGCACCCGGCCUUGGGCUUGUCGUCCGCGGAAUCACUGUACCUCCUAUCCCCGAUCGCUCGUGCUUCAUAUAAGCUCACCAACAGCACUUGCCUCAACAGUUUGUGUAGGCUACACGGGGGUGGGGUGGACCUUUGUGUGUCUGUGUGCGAGGCGUGCAGCUGUCGUCAUGCGUCCACGCGCUGGCGUUGCUGCUCUACCCCAUGAGCUGGCAGCACGUGUACAUCCCCCUACUGCCUCCACACCUGCUCGAGUACUGCAGUGCUCCGAUGCCCUUUCUCAUCGGAGUCCAUUCCUCGCUCAUGGACCGUGUGCGGACGAUGCCGCUGGACGAUGCCAUCGUGUUCACCAUCGACACGAACACCAUCGAGACGCCGCUCAAUGACUUGCAGGGCCUGCCCAGCGACGUGGUGGCGGCGCUGCGCUCCCGCUUGAAGCGCCCGGCGAGCGUGGGAGACGGCGUGGCGCGCGCCUUCCUCAAGUCGCAGGCGGCGCUGUACGGGAGCUACCGCGAGGCGCUCCGCUUCCAGCCCGGGGAGCCGAUCACCUUCAGCGAGGACGCGUUCGUGUGCCACCGCUCGGCGAGCAUGCGGACGUUCCUCACCAACGCCACGCAAAUGCAGAUCUUCAAACAGUUCAUAGAGGAGCGUCUGGAGCGGUUGAAUGCGGGCUCGGGGUUUAACGACGUGUUUGAGGAGGAGAUCAACCGCAGUGAGACCGAAGGAGGAGCAACGAAGUCCUACAAUCAGUGGCUCACAACGGUGAAGAAAGGAGGCGGGGCCAUCUUCCAGACGGUGAAGUCCAAGGCCAAUCCCGCCGUGAAGUCUGUGUACAAGUUUGCGAGGGAGCAAGCGAAACUCGCGAAAGACCAGGCACGCAUGGGCAUCCAGGAGGUGAAGAGCCGCCUCAAGCAGAAGGAGGGAUCCUCCGUGGACGACUUCUCCCCGCAAGAAAGCCCCACGACGUUCAGCCGCCUGGGAGAGCCGUGGGCCUCGCCGGACCACGACCCCUCGCCCACCGGGGCCGCCGCCGCCGCCGCCGCCGGGGCGGCCCCGCUGGGCUCCAACGGGGACGUCGCUGACUGGAAGCGCACGUCGCUGCCCAGCCCGGACAUCCCUUAUUUUCUGGAGGAUUCCGGCUCUGACCCCGAGGAUUCCGCUCCUGGUUUUCCGGACACUCGGCUACUGGGCUGUCACCUCCGCUGGUGUGUCUGCAUGUCGCAGCCCUACCGCUCGCUGGACAAUCGUCAUCACAACCGUGCGGAGCGAUCCGAUUGGCCGGCGGAGGCCGUGCGGCAUCAGCUGGCGGCGAAGUCAUUGGACGACCUGCGAGGAGACCGACUCAUGAGCAGGCCGCCUGCUCCAGGCCUCUCGUUGGCCGACGUUGGCGCUUCCCUGCCGUCGCUGACUCCGCCCCUGCCCCGCUUCCCGACCAACCAGAGCGCUCCCCGGCUGCUGGCCCCACCCCCGGCCGCCCACCCCUCGAGAGCGGACGCGGGGGACUCCAACAACAACCACGGCGCCAAGCCGCGCCGGCGCGCCGAGAGGGCCGCGGCGCGUCGCCACCCCGGCGGCUUCGACGACCUCGUCAGCCUCGACGAGCCGGGAGACGGCGAAGGCGGCGGCGACGGGGGGAGCGCCGGGGGGGUCGAGGAGCCGGACCUCCUGGAUCUGCUCGACCCCCUGAAGCGGCGGACGCAGCUCCCCGGCGCCACCGCCGCCACCGUCGCCGGGGAGCCGAGCGUCCGCGACCUGCUGGAGGCGUCUCCCCCCGCCCCGCGGCGCUUCCACCCCUCGCCCGCCCUGAGCCUCUUCGAUGCUCCACAUCCCGCGAUGGUGUCGGCGAAUCGCUUCGCCCCGUUCCCGCCGGCCAAUCGGAUCGCUUCCUUGCCAGCAAAUCGGUUUGCGGUCGCGCCGCAGCAGCCGCCGCCCGCGCUGGCCAAUUGCCUUCAGGCCACGCCCGUUGCGUUCGCGACGUGCGGUCCGGCUGUCCCGCCAGCCAAUCGGACGUUCCCCUUCAACUAUCAAGUGGCCAAUCGGAUGCAAGCUCCGGUGCCGCUGCCCCCGCACGCGGCCAACAGGACGCUGCCUGUGCAGCCAGCCAAUCAGUUGCCUCCAUUCUUAGCCAAUCAGACGUCUCCGUUUAAUCAAACCUUCCCACCGGCCAAUCUCGUGGCAGCGGCGGCAAACCAUCACGUGACCGCGCCGGCCAACCAGAUGCCUGCGCGGGCGAGGAGGCCGAACCCGCCCACGUCUCUCCCGCUCCCGGAUCCCGGGUCACGUGACGGCGACGUCACGCAGCGCAGGCAGCAGUGGGAAACGUUCGAUUGAUGAUCGCGGGACGGACACGUGUCUGGAGAGAGAGAGGGGGGGUGUGGAGCGUGGGGCGCAAUCGCGGCCACGAUCGAACACUCGAAUUAUACCGCCAAGGUUCAACCGCUCGACAAGAGCGACCGAGACGCGCGAUCGCAGCGGAGAACUCGCCCGCCAAUGGCUCGGCGCAAACGAUUGGGAAAGUGGUGGCGCUCCUCCCGGAAAGCCACUUCCCCACACCCUCCCCCCGCGGCUUCUCCCCGCUCUGCCCGGAAGAAAGUAGAAGCGUAGGCGGUGAGCGUGUUGGGGACGAUGCUAGUAUACGUGAGUGCCUUCCAGUGUUAAUUUGUUUUGCCUGAAUUAUGGACUAAUGCCACUGCUAUUUUAUUAUUUUUAUUAUUGUACUUUUUAUUUUUGGGGGGAUGAACGCAAAAUCCAUGGCCUGAAAAGAGAAGUGGAGCUGCAAGAUAGGGUCGCUGUUCAGGUGAACAUCUCUUGUUAUCAAGGAAGGAUCACCAGAUUACAAAUUGAUAGCUAACUCUGGUCUUUGUUGACGAGGCGUUUGCAAUCGUAUUGCUUGAAACAAAUGGUGAAUGUGACAGGUUCCUUACGAGUUCAACACCAACCGGUUGUGUGGUGGAGGAUAAACCCACGACAACAUUUACAAUUCGAGUACUGUCACAUUUCGCCGGUGAUAACAACCAUCCUCACCAGGCGACAGACGUAAUUUUUUUUUUUUUUCACGGCAAGCCUUACCAAUUGGCUGUGUUGGGUGGUGGCGAGUUUAAAUGACACAUAUUUACGCGAUCUAACCCAAAAAACAAUCGAUUAUGGAUAAUAUCGGCCACGAAAGCCUACUACGUGUUAAAUGAUGAUGAUGAUGACAUUUAUAUUUACGCGAUCUAACCACAAAAAAAAACGAUUAUUGAUAAUAUCGGCCAUGAAAGCCUACUAUGUGUUAAAUGAUGAUUAUGAUGAAGAAAGCUCACUUGCACUUCCAGAAAGCCCCCGUAGAGAAGUUCCGUGGCUUCAUCACGGUUACUCGCCGCUUCCCGUGUUGGCCCAUCGACCUUCCGGUCACCUCUCGUGAAUUACAAGCCGGGAGGAGACGCGGCGUUUGGGGGCAACGCCGAGAUGGAAAUAUCCCGGUUAGGCAUUUCACAGGGGGACAGCUCAUGAAGUACGAGCCGAUUCCCCUUUGCGAUUGGUUCGUUUACGCAGCUGAGAGCCCUCUCUCGAGUGACGAGGAGGUGUUGUGGGUCUGAAGGUGGACAACCGGAGGAAAGCGCUCGCUCUCCGAUUAACAUUAAUGCACAGUGUAAACAAGUCAACAAAUAAACCCAAUUGCUCUCUU
Messenger RNA from Lethenteron reissneri (Far Eastern brook lamprey), 3787 nucleotides. Its product is annotated as DENN domain-containing protein 1A-like. Gene Ontology annotation, molecular function: guanyl-nucleotide exchange factor activity; phosphatidylinositol phosphate binding. NCBI's taxonomy places the organism in Eukaryota, Metazoa, Chordata, Hyperoartia, Petromyzontiformes, Petromyzontidae. The record is from RefSeq and is a predicted model, not a curated record. Gene Ontology annotation, cellular component: cytosol; intracellular membrane-bounded organelle. Gene Ontology annotation, biological process: endocytic recycling; endocytosis.